Messenger RNA from Photinus pyralis (common eastern firefly), 2333 nucleotides. Its product is annotated as proteoglycan 4. The transcript has 8 exons. Lineage: Eukaryota; Metazoa; Arthropoda; Insecta; Coleoptera; Lampyridae. The record is from RefSeq and is a predicted model, not a curated record. The coding region runs from base 44 to 2182 and encodes 712 amino acids.
GUGCUGUAACGCUGUCUUUACUUGCAGAUUGUGAACCUUAAAGAUGUCGAGGGUGGAGAGAAAAGAAUAUCAGGAGACCAAGGUGAUGCGAACAAUGUCACCAGGACGAGGUGGCCGUAGUGGUUCUGCUCAAAAUAUUUCGCAAUUCGAUAAUAACUUGGAUUAUCUGCUGGAGGAUCUUCAAUCUUCCGUUCCACAAAAGGGCGACACUCGAACGUAUCGGGAAACCAGGGUGGUCAACAGCAAUGCGGAGUCGCCCAGAAGUAACUCCCUAAAUCGCGUGACGCAUCUUAAGGCCUCGAAUCCGGUCGUCGAAUAUGCAACCGACGACGCUUACAAUUACACAUCACCCGACGGUUCUAACAACGUGCGAGGCUACAAAAAGGAAACGUACUCUUACAGCACGACGGCCAACGGCGUCCCACCCGAGAAGCAUCGCAUGCAGAACAACAUCAAUCAGCUCGACACGCUUCUGGACGACUUAAAACAUGUCAAGCAAUCCAGUACUAUUAAUAACGCUGGCGUCGAUCCAGGCAUGGUCGAAUACAACAAAAGUAAGGUGAUGAUGGGGAAGAAAGUCGUCGAACGCGAGCUGCACUACGGUGACACGCCACCUCGCGCUGGUGCUAGAACGUUGGAAAGAUCUGACCGAGAGGGCUCUUUAACUCGCGAAAUUGAAUAUGUUGACGAAGGAACGUAUGGAGAAACAAGACCCAUCCGCUAUACCACUCCAUCGCCAUCUAGGAAUCAAACAUCCACUCUUACGAAGCAGAAGGUUGUUACCAACGUGCAAACUCAACCGCUGGAGGUUGUCGAGACGACAACUCCCGACAUAAAUCCUGAAAUAUUAGCGAGUUUGGAUCCCAAUCUUCUUCCGACUGGAAAUACGAAGGUUACUACGACCAUAAAAACGUACACCUACGAAAUUCCCGGAUCUGGUUAUUCGCCUGGUGCCGCACCCGAGUCUGACAAAUACGUUUAUUCCCCCAACCAAUCGGCGACAAGUCCCAGUAAAAGUUUCGUGUACACCAAAGUGGAUAACAACGAGAGCACCGUUAGUUAUCCACCUCCACAGGAGGAGCAUUGGAAAACCAAUGUGUAUCGGGAAACGACAACAAAUCAAAGCCCUCCAUAUCGGAGACCGACCUCUCCGCAUCCCUCCGGUACAACAGUAAUCAGGGAGACCACUCGCAAUUACCCAUCUGAGCCGCACCCACCCGGUGCGACCGUAAUUCGGGAAACGACGCGUAAUUAUCAACCCGGCUACCAACCUGACCCUCAUCCUUCCAAACAGACCUACAUUUACAACGAAACAACGACAACAAAACACAUAAACGACCCGUACGGGCAUCCCAAUUACCCUAACGAGCCGCAACCGGUAAAUCGUGAACCUCCGCGAAACGACACUUACAUCUACAAGGAGACGCAUAACACAACCACCAAUCGCUCGCCGGGCCCCUACCGCAACGGGUACCCCCCGCAGGAACCAGGCACGACGGUAAUCUACAAGCACGACACUCACACGACCAACAACUAUCCGCCACCGCAACAAAAACAGCCGCCACCGAAUCGGACAAUCAUCAUCAACAAGACCGAGAGGAAUACCUACGACGAUCGCGAUCCCAAUCGACGGCCGAACGAACCUUACGAUCCCAACAAUGUCAACAUAACUUACAAAUACACAACUCAUAGUACGAGCUCGAAUAAUUACGGCGGGUAUCCGCCCGAGGAAUCUCAGCCGUUACUUAGACCACAUCCUUUCCCGCACGACGGACCGGACGGUCCACCGAAGAGGGUCGAUGAACUUAUGGCCAAAAUUGGACAAGAGCCCCCAGACAGUCCUUUAAAUUCAGGCUAUACGGCGCACGAGGCCGAAUUAAUCCAUCAAAAGAAAGUGGAAUCGUUAAAACAGCAAAGUGAGCCCAACGAUGUGCAGAAAAAGGAAAGGAAUCAAGCGCCGACUAAGAACAUCUCGGGUCCUCCCGUCUACUAUCCCCCAGGAGAGAUGUUUAUGAAAAAGGAGGAGUCUGGCGGAUGGCGUGCCGAGGGAGCCAUGUCGAAGGAAUCUGGUAAAUAUCGGUACGAGGCGGAAAGCAGUAGCAAGAGUAAGGCAAUGGGAGGCGCUGCCGUCGUGCCCGUCUGCUUGCCGCUAUGUUGUGGAUUACCGUGUACCAUUUUGUAACCUACUUUUUGUAUAUUAUUUACUAAUAUUUAUUUGACAAUUGGACGUGUUAAUACAAAAUUGUUAAUAAUAGUCUUACGCGGAAAGAUGUAUUAACCGGAUUUUACAAAGUGUAUAUUUUGAUUAAAACGCAUAUAAUCUAAGGUGCUAA